AGUGAAAGAUGGCGGCGCAGGAAUUUCCUACGCCGCUGCACGGGCACGCGGGUCGGGGCGCUUUCGGCGACGUGUACGAGCCCGCGGAAGACACGUUCCUGCUGCUGGACGCGCUCCAGGCGGCAGCAGCCGAUUUGGCUGGAGUGGAAAUUUGCCUUGAAGUUGGGUCAGGGUCUGGUGUGGUAUCUGCAUUUCUAGCCUCUAUGAUAGGACCUCAGGCUUUGUACAUGUGCACUGAUAUCAACCCUGAUGCAGCAGUUUGCACCCUGGAAACAGGACGCUGUAAUAAUGUCCAGAUUCAACCAGUAAUUACAGAUUUGGUUAAAGGCUUAUUACCAAGACUGAAGGAAAAAGUUGAUCUUCUGGUGUUCAAUCCCCCCUACGUUGUGACUCCACCUGAAGAGGUGGGAAGUCAUGGAAUAGCAGCAGCUUGGGCUGGUGGCAGAAAUGGCCGAGAAGUUAUGGACAGAUUCUUUCCACUAGCAUCAGACCUCCUUUCCCCAAGAGGAUUAUUCUAUUUAGUUACCAUAAAAGAAAACAAUCCAGAAGACAUUUUGAAAACAUUGAAGACAAAAGGCCUGCAAGGGACCACUGUACUUACCAGACAGGCAGGCCAAGAAAACCUUUCCAUCCUCAAAUUCACCAAGUCCUGAUAUAUCAAGAGCUACCAGAAGUAUGCUGAGAGAUACUGUGAACUGAAUGUAUUUUGAAACUGAAGUCAUUCCUUGGUUAAGAAAUCUUAUCAGAAAUUUGUCAUUAAAAAAAAAAAAAAAAAGAGGUGGAAAGAUAGGGCAUUCUCUUUUACCAGGGAAUCAACUUUACAGAAGUAUUUAUACAUGUGCAGUUAAGUAUGUAUAUUUGUAAUUUGCAUUUUAUAUGUAAAGGUUAUAUUUAAUUACAUGUAAAUGUAUAUUCAUUUCAGCAUUGGUUCUACUAGCAAAACAGUGGAAUCAACCUAAAUGUCCAUCAGGAAGGUGAUUGGUUAAAAUAAAUUACAGUCUAUCUAUUUCACUGAACAUGCAACCAUGUAACAUGACUCAUGUCUAUAUAUACUAAACAGAAGAUGUCCAUGUUGUCCUAUUAGAAUGAGAAGAGCAAGCCAUAGAACAGCUUUAUCCUACCUGUAUAUGAAGAAACCACUUCUAUUUUGGGUUGGUAUUUGCAUUUUCACAAUAAUAAUGUUGGUUAAAAUUAUGAUAAACCAUAGCCAUUUCCCAAAGGGUUGCAGCUGGUGUAGCAGAUGUGGUUUUAUUGCUGGAGCAAAUUAACACAUUACUUGGUACCUGCUACACAAUGUUGAUCUGGAAAAUGCCUUAUUCACCAUACCUAUCCAUAAAAGCCCACCAGAGGUAGUUUGCUUUCAGCCAACAGGGCCAGCUAUACACCUUCACUGUCCUACCUUGGGUAUUAUCUACUCUCCAGCCUUAUGUCAUAAUUUAGUUUUCAGGGAUAUCAAUCACCUUCCCUAUCCACAAGAUACUAUACUAAUUGCAUUGAUGACAUGAUACUGACUGAACCAAGUGAUCAAGAAAUAGUAAAUGCAAUAGACUUACCAGUAAAAUAAGGUAGGAAAUCUAAAUACACUUCAGGGACCUUCCACCUCAGUGAAAUUAAUAGGAUCCAAUGGUUUGGGGCAUUUUAAAACAUCCCUUUUAAUGUGAGGGAUAAAUUGUUGCAUUAAAUGUGCCUACAACCAAUAAAGAGAUAUAACAUUUAGUGGAUCUUAUUGUUAUUUGGAGGCAACAAAUGCUUAUUUGGGUGUGUUACUCCAGCUCAUUUACCAAGUGACCAAAAAGUUAUCAGUUUUGAGUUGGGACCAGAAUAAGAAAAGGCUUUGUAAUUUGUUCAGGCUGCAUACAAGCUGCUCUGCCAGUUAGGCCUUGUGAUCUAGCAGAUCUAGUGGUGGAGUGUCAUUGUCAGAUAGGAAUGCUGUACAAAGCCUUUGGCAGGCCCCUACAGGUGAGUUCCAGUUUCAGGCCUGUAAGACUGAAACCGGUAAUUUUGUAGCAAGACUGGUCAUGCCAUAAAUAACUUGUUUUAAGAGAGAGCUCUUGGCCUGCUACUGGGAACUGAGCUGCCCACCAAACCGAGGCAUGUACAGCAACACUCCAUCAUCAAAUGGAAGUGACAUACCCAUGAUUAGACUGAGUAGAUCCUGAAGGCUGAAGAAAGUUACAUGAAGAUGUAUUCAAAUGGCCCAUUUUCCUCACUCCUGCCUUCUCUCUCCCUACCUGCUCCUAUGGGCAACUCCCUGUGAUUUGCUGACAGAGGAAACUACUAGGGCCUGGCUUACAGAUGGUUCUGCAGGCACUACCCCAAAUUGGUCAGCUGGAGAACUAUAACCUCUCUCUACAACAUCCCUGAAAAACAUCUGGUGAAGGGCUAUCCUUCCAGUGAAGCUUGGAGUAAUGCACCAGGCUGUUGGCUUUGCUUGGAAGAGGAAAUGGCCACAUAUACAAUUAUAUUUCAUAGCUGUGACCCUUAGUUUGGCUGGAGGGUCCAGAAUUGGAAAGGGCCAUGAUUAGAAAUUGGUGGCAAAGAUAUCUGGGGAAGAGGUAUGUGAAUACAUCUCUUAAUAGGCAAAAGACAUGAAAAUAUUUGUGUCCCAUGUAAAUGCUCACAAAAGCAGAGGAAGACUAAUGAUAAAGUGAAUAGAAUACCCAUUCUGUGGCUAGCUUUUGUCCUCUUUUCCAAGGCCCUGAUUUCACCCGCUGUGAUCGUGAACAAGUGGCUGUGAUGCAGGGAUUGAAGUUAAGCAUGAGUUCAGCAACACGGACUUCCACUCACCAAGGCUGACCUGUCUGUCCAAGACUACUUCUGAGCAAAAAUUCAACACUGAGCCUCCUAUAAGGCACCAUUCCCUGUGGUGAUCAGACAGCUUUCUGGUGGUAGAUUGAUUACACUGAUUCACUUCCAUCAUGAAAAGGACAGCAUUUUUUCUUUACUGGAAAAAAAUGAUACUCUGGAUAUGGAUUUGCCUUCCCUGCAUGCUAUUCAUCCUUGGACUUACAAAAUGCCUCAUGUACCACCAUGGUAUUCCAGAUUUGUGAAAACUAUGCAUUCUCAUCAGUAAAUCUAAACUUAAAAUGUC
Messenger RNA from Marmota monax (woodchuck), 3091 nucleotides. It is a transcript of the gene Hemk2, whose product is annotated as N-6 adenine-specific DNA methyltransferase 1. Gene Ontology annotation, biological process: methylation. Gene Ontology annotation, cellular component: eRF1 methyltransferase complex. The transcript is spliced from 6 exons. Gene Ontology annotation, molecular function: protein methyltransferase activity; nucleic acid binding; S-adenosylmethionine-dependent methyltransferase activity. The record is from RefSeq and is a predicted model, not a curated record. NCBI's taxonomy places the organism in Eukaryota, Metazoa, Chordata, Mammalia, Rodentia, Sciuridae. The coding region runs from base 9 to 653 and encodes 214 amino acids.